AGGAAGCUGUUCUUCAAAGUGAAACUGCCCCAACUGUGUCAGGAAGAGUUUUCCACUCGUCUUUAAACUGUCUGACAGACAUUUUUCAGGGGAAAAUGCAGAGCAGUGCUUACGGGGCCUCUUUGGCUGGCGGAGCCUUUGAUUUAGGGAACUUUGUAAAACAGCCUCAGACUAUUUUGCGCUGCCUGAGUUGGUUAUUUUCCAUUGUGGUGUUUGCAACCAUCACAUCAGAAGGCUACGUUAACCCAGCAACAAAAGCAGAGGCUAAGUGCAUGUUCAACGAGAAUGACAGCGCGUGCAGCUACGCGGUUGGAAUUGGAGUCCUGGCUUUCCUGGCUUGUGUUGUUUUCCUUAUUCUGGAUGCCUACUUUCCACAGAUCAGCAAUGCCAAAGAGAGAAAAUUCAUUGUUAUAGGGGAUUUGGUCUUCUCAGCGGUUUGGACCUUCCUGUGGUUCAUCUGCUUCUGUGUCCUGGCCAACCAGUGGUCCAAAACUGCCUUCGAUGCUGCCAGGGCUGAUGCUGGACGGGCUGUCAUAGCUUUCUCCUUCUUCUCGAUCAUUUCCUGGGCUCUUUUGUCCUACUUUGCGUAUGGAAGGUAUCGCCAAGGAGUGAAUGACUUUGACCAGGAGUACAGAGACCCAGCCAACGACCAAAACAUGCCAUACCCAGCCGGCCCGUACACCAGCAGUGGCCCCACAGGCUACCAGCAGUCACCUUUCUCCCACAGCCAGGAGCAACCAGGAGAAUACCAGCCUCCAGCUUAUUGAAGGACUGAUAUUCAAAUGCAUCAAUCCAGCAAGGGAAGUUUUCAUUUUAAAUAAAGACGUGUGCCAAUGGUUUAAUUUUCAACUCAAACUGUUCUCUGCACUCCCAUUUACUUCCUGCAGAACGUGUUUGCAUAUUUUUGGGUGGCACUGCUAUGUUUUUGGUUUGCUGCAUCACUGUAAGUUGUUUGGUGGAUGUUGGCUGUGUUGUUCUACACAGCAAGGUGAAGUCUGAAAAUACUGCUGUUUUUGGGUCAGAGGGUGAAUAUCUUAGUAAAGACUGAAUAACCAGCCAUUGUUGCCUUUGUACCAAAACAUCUCUAGUUGUUCUAGUGCCCCAUUUCUUUUUUUAAUUUUAGGUGCACUUUGAGAGCUCAUAUUGUCAAAAGCACUAAUUAACAAACAGGUUAGAAUUAGUUUGUCCUGGACAAAUCUGUUUUUGUUUAAAAUAUGGAGACUUUUUAAUUAAUAUGUUACUGUUUAGUACAUACAAGUAUCUUUUCAUUGUUCUCAAAUUCAUACAUAUUAGGGCAGCAGCUAAUUUAUUAACACAAUUCAGAACAUACUGUUUGACUACAGAACAAACCAAUUUUAUUUCAUCAGUUGGUACAUUGAAAACUUUCCCUCUGUAACUACUGUAAUUCCAUUUUAUAAUUUCUUUUUAAAUCAACCACUGAAAAAAUGUCUUUUGUGCACUGAAAAAUACAGAUCAUUUCUUUUUGGCAGUUGUGUUUUAAAUCUACUGGUUUUUACAGGUAUUUUGUUCUGAGGUAGCCAAACCAUUCAAUCGCCUUUUUUUGACUUCAGCUAUACUUUUUAAAUUAUCCUCUCAAGCAAAAGUUUCAGCCAUAACUUUAGGAGUUCUGUGACGUUGUAAGUUGAUGGUGUAUUUAUUAUCUUCCUUAAUCCUGUUAAAUCCAGGUACAUGACAAUCAAACCAUAUCUUUUUUCUGUCACUUUUUCCUAUUGCACUGCUGUUGUACAUUUUCACAUUAUUUUUCAAUGGCUUUACAAUAAUUCUCCAUUAAAGUGCCUUAUACAGUUUCCUGUAUCAGACAGAGUUUGCCAAAUAAAGACUUCUGGUUUUGAA
Messenger RNA from Amphiprion ocellaris (clown anemonefish), 1854 nucleotides. RefSeq names its product synaptogyrin 2a (gene syngr2a). Gene Ontology annotation, cellular component: neuromuscular junction; synaptic vesicle membrane. NCBI's taxonomy places the organism in Eukaryota, Metazoa, Chordata, Actinopteri, Pomacentridae. The transcript has 4 exons. The record is from RefSeq and is a predicted model, not a curated record. The coding region runs from base 96 to 767 and encodes 223 amino acids.